UACAAAUAACCAACACUGUUGACUUAUAUUGACUUACGAUCUUUAUAUACAGAAGUUUAUAAUAUAUUUUGUGUGGUAUCACGUGGCUUGUGUUAAAAUGGAAAUAGCAACGGAUAUAGAUGAAAAUAAAAUUGUUUAUGAAGAGAAAAUAAAAUUGUUCAUACUAACGAACAUGUUAGCACCAGAAGUAGAAAAUAAAAAGUUCCAUAAAGAGAUAGAAUUAUUAACGUCUCAGGAAUUAGUGCAUAGUGAAAAAUCGUCGAAAGAAGAAGCUGAAGUAUUACAAGACAAACAAUCUUCCAAAGGACACGAUGAAACGAUCUCCGAUGAAAAGUUAGAAAAAAUAGUCACUGAGAUUCUGUUAAAUGAAGAAAAUGAUUGUGAUAAACUUAACCCAAUGAUAACAUUAGAUGCAAAUAAGAUAGAAAACAUGAUUAAUAGCUGUGAUGUAUCUGCUGAUAUUCAAAAUAUUAUCCAAUGUACUUCAAAGGAAAAUGAGACAACUGAGUGUCAUAUAUCUGUUUGUGAGAAUGUAGAACCUGAAACAGUUAGACAAGAAACUUUACAAAAAUCUCCAGAAAUUAUAAAGUCUAAUAUCUCAAAUAAUACUAACAUACUACAAAAUAAAUAUGUAAUUAAUCAAGUUACAGAACUAAAUGUUCAUAAUAACAAGAUACAAGUAAACAAUCCAUCACUACAAAAACAAAUAGGAAACAAUGGAAUGUCUUCUCUUAACAUUAUUGCUGUAGAAUAUGAAGACACAGAUUCAGAUGUAGAAGAGAUAAGAACAAAUACUGCAACUGAAAAUCAACAUACUAUGUCACAAAUACAGAAUUUACAGCAAUAUCGUACAAUCGAAAAACAGUUAUCAUGUGACGAAAUUGAUAGUGAAGAUGAUUCUAAUAGUAGUAUUGAUAGCAGUACCAGUAGUAGCAGUAGCAGCAGCAGCAGCAGUAGUAGCAGCAGCAGCAGUGAUAGUAGCAGCGACAGUGAACCAGAUAAUGUAAAUAUUAACAACAGAAAGAAAGAAAGGGUAGUAAACGUAUCAAAGAAAAAAAAUCAUAUACAAAAUGAAUUAGAUGAUCUUCCACCCAUAGAAGACUUAAAAAUUAGUGUCCCUGAAGUUUUAUGUAAUCCAUUAGGCAAGAUUGAAAAGAUUGUAGAACAAUUAGUAAUCGUAAAACCAAAUCCUGGUGAGGUUACACUCAAUCUGGACACAGUUUUAUUCGUAAACAAAGGAACAAAAGCGCUCGGUAAAAUAUUCGAUGUAUUUGGUUCUGUGAACGAACCAUAUUACUGUGUUCGUUUCAAUGAUGCUAAACAUAUACAGGAUAAUGAUGUUAAAGUGGGUAUGCAGGUGUAUUAUUGCCCGAACUCGGAGUACACAUCUCUUGUUUUCUUACAUGAGUUGACAAAGAUAAAAGCUUGCGAUGCAAUUGGUGACGACGAGGCACCGGCAUUUUCAGACGAUGAGGAAGAACAAGCUUAUUACGAAAAUCUGAAACAGAAAGGUUCUGACGGCCAGAAUUCGCAGAAACGUCGUCGGAUGGAUUCUCGCAAUACAGAAAUGGGUUGGCAAUCAAAUCAUCCGUGGAACAGAAAUAGAAAAGUUCAAUCCGAAAGAUAUAAACAGAAGCAGCAAAAUUGGAGUGGUGGUAGUCAUUUUAAUUCUGCACAGAAUGAAACAUACUCUUAUAAUGCUUGGCCACAAUAUCCAUAUCAAAAUAAUGCUUAUUGGCAACCAAUUCCACAAAACAUGUAUCCAAUGUCCAACAGACCAUAUGCAGGCUACAGACCAACAUUUAGCGGACCACGUUUGCCACAGUAUGGCAAUCCAAGUAAUUUGGACAGCGCACACCAAUAUUAUCAAGGGAUAAAUUAUCGUCCCAAUGUGUACAUGCCUUCUUGUUCAGCUUGGCCAACAAUGUUGAUGACGAAUACACAUUGGUUUCCACCAGUUCCUUCAUCUUCUUCAAAUACGACAGAUGCAAAGAGUAUCAAUCCAGAUUCAUCUAAAUAACCUAAUGCUGAAUAUUAAUAGGAUAAUAAAAUAAUGAUUGUAUUUUUGUGUAGAGGGAAAUAGUAUUUUCUUAUC
Messenger RNA from Mycetomoellerius zeteki, 2095 nucleotides. RefSeq names its product H/ACA ribonucleoprotein complex non-core subunit NAF1. Gene Ontology annotation, biological process: pseudouridine synthesis; ribosome biogenesis; box H/ACA snoRNP assembly. The transcript has 7 exons. Gene Ontology annotation, molecular function: RNA binding. Gene Ontology annotation, cellular component: sno(s)RNA-containing ribonucleoprotein complex. The coding region runs from base 98 to 2020 and encodes 640 amino acids. The record is from RefSeq and is a predicted model, not a curated record. NCBI's taxonomy places the organism in Eukaryota, Metazoa, Arthropoda, Insecta, Hymenoptera, Formicidae.